AUAUUGUAUCAAAAUGUUUAGAUUUUCGCCUCUACCAAAGAUUAAAGAUUGGAAUAUCUAUCGAAAUUCUUUAAAAUAUCUAAAGAAUAAUACAUUAAAAACCAAAAACGAUAUUGUUGAUAAAAUAAAGUUAAAAGAAACUGUCGAGAAUACAGUGAAUGGUUUCCGAGUUCAAAAUCAACCAUUACUUUGUUUAUCAACUUUAACACAAGAUAGAAAACUUAAACGUAAAUCUUUAAAAACGAAACAGCUCAAAAAGGAUUUUCAAAGAAUAUGCGAGAACAUACAAAACAAAAUAAAAAUCAAUCCAAUUUUAUUUGGUGCAGCUGGAUUAUCUGUAGUUUCAGAUGAAUCAGUAGUAGAACCAAUUCCAGAACCUCCGACAAUUCCAGAGGGCACUGAGGAAAUAAUUAACCAACUAAAUAAAUUAGGGGAACCCACAUUUGAAUCUAUGGGUUUGGGAGGAUGGAGUCCUGUGGGUAUGGCACAAAACUGUUUUGAAUAUUUACAUGUUGAUCUUGGUUUGGAAUGGUGGGCUGCCAUCGCAGUAGGUACUCUUGUUGUCAGGUUAUUACUGUUUCCUUUAGUAAUAAUAGCACAACGUAAUGCGGCAAGAAUGAAUAAUUAUUUGCCCCAGCUGCAAGCCAUUCAAGUCAAAAUGACUGAAGCUAGACAAACUGGCAAUCAGUUGGAUGCAGCUAGGUAUUCCCAGGAGUUGAUGAUUUUUAUGAAAGAAAAGCAGUUGAAUCCUUUUAAGAACAUGGUUGUGCCCAUAGCCCAGAUGCCUAUUUUUGUGUCGUUUUUUGUUGGAUUGAGGCAAAUGACAAAUAUCCCAGUGCAGAGUUUAGAAACAGGUGGUUUGUGGUGGUUCACAAAUCUUACAGUUCCUGACCAGUAUUUUCUAAUGCCAAUUAUUACUAGUGCAACAUUAUAUGCUACCAUUGAGUUGGGUACAGAUUCAGCAAAAUUAUCAGCACAAAAUCUUCAAGUGAUGAGAUACUUCCUUAAGGCUUUGCCUGUGGUUAUUUUACCGUUCACCGUUAAUUUUCCUGGUGCCAUCCUUUGCUAUUGGGUAUCAAGUAAUUUUGUUUCCCUAGUGCAAGUGGGAGUACUUAAAAUACCAGCAGUUAGGGAUUAUUUUAAGAUAGAAGCCUUAGUAACACAUACAACUGAAAAUUUACCAAUGAAACCAAAAGGAUUUACUGAAGGAAUAAAAGACUCAUGGUCAAACAUGAAAAUUUCAAGAGAAUUGGAAGAGAGGAGAAGGUUGGAUGAAAUUAAAUUUCAAAGAGCAGGAAAGGGGCCAAUUGUAAAAACGUACAAAUAUGAUCCUACAAAACAGUCAAGUCCAUCAAAUAUUACGGCGAUGAAUGCGAAAAAACGGUAAAUUAAAUGUGUAAUUAUAGACUAAGUAAAUAAUAA
Molecule: messenger RNA, 1422 nt
Organism: Brassicogethes aeneus
Lineage: Eukaryota; Metazoa; Arthropoda; Insecta; Coleoptera; Nitidulidae
Source: the annotation of a GenBank genome assembly